Erigeron canadensis is the source of this 1295-nucleotide messenger RNA. Its product is annotated as protein MRG1-like. Gene Ontology annotation, biological process: regulation of DNA-templated transcription; chromatin organization. Lineage: Eukaryota; Viridiplantae; Streptophyta; Magnoliopsida; Asterales; Asteraceae. Gene Ontology annotation, cellular component: nucleus; histone acetyltransferase complex. The record is from RefSeq and is a predicted model, not a curated record. The coding region runs from base 118 to 1083 and encodes 321 amino acids. The transcript is spliced from 11 exons.
AAUUAUAUACAAACACACCGCCACCGUACUAGUAAUCAAAAACAGGCGGGGGGGUUACGAUCAUCCCGUACAACCACCGUCACUUCUUCUUCUUUUUCUUCGUCGUCUUAUUUGCGAAUGUCGACCGAUUCCUCCACCGAUUCCGAUGAUUCCGCCGGCAAUCGCCGUCGCGUUACUGAUGUUUCCUCGAAAUGUAAAUUCUCUGAUGGCGAGAAAGUUCUCGCUUACCAUGGCCCUCGCAUUUAUGAAGCUAAGGUUCAAAAGUCUGAGAUCAAGAAGAAGGAGUGGAAAUAUUUCGUUCAUUACCUUGGUUGGAGUAAAACUUGGGAUGAAUGGGUAGGUGCUGACCGCCUGAUGAAAUACACUAAUGACAACAUCCAAAAACAAGCAGCUCUUGACAAGAAACAGGGCGUUGAGAAGAAUCCAAAGUCAGGACGCUCAAAUCAUAUGAAGCCGAAAAUAUCAAAUGAUAUAAAGGUGGAUAAGGAGGAUGUGAAGACUUAUGGGGCAAAAGGUAAGAAGCGGAAGAAUGAUUCAAGCAAUGAGAAGGAGAGUGCAUCUAUUCAAAAACCAGUGAACAUUGAUAUUCCAUCAAGUCUAAAGCAGCAACUUGUAGAUGAUUGGGUGUUUGUCAACGUGCAGGAUAAGCUUGUUAAUAUCCCGCGUUCCCCAAACAUUGAUGAUAUAUUGGCGAAGUAUCUCGAACAUAUGUCUAAGAAAGAUGGCAUGAUGACAGAUUCAGUUGGGGAGAUUUUGAACGGAUUAAGGUGCUACUUUGACCGGGCCUUGCCGGUUAUUCUUUUAUACGAUAAAGAACGACAACAAUAUCGUGAUAACGUGUCAGAUGAUGUUUCCCCUUCAAGCAUAUAUGGUGCAGAACAUCUAUUGCGCCUCUUUGUUAAAUUGCCUGAGUUAUUGCCGUAUGUGAACAUAGAAGAAGACCUGAUGAUACACUUGCAUAAAAAGUUUCUCGACUUUCUCAAGUUUUUGCUGAAGAAUCAAAGCUCUUUCUUUCUUUCUUCAUACGAGGACUCAAAAGCUUCUGAAACCUCAGUAGCAAGUGACAAAAUGAUUCCGGAAUAGAUACAUCACUACACCUUCAUUUACAAAUACAUACAAUCUUUGUGCCAAUUUUGUUGUGACUAUAGAUCAAAGUUUUCUUUAGCUAUGUGUUGUAGCAUUACAAAAAAGUAUUCUCAAAAUAUAGCAUAAUUUAACUUAAAAAUGCUUGGUGAAUAUGGUUGCGUUGGCUUGUUAUUCACUGGGCUUUCAAUAAUAUUAUUCCUAAUUUUCCA